CAACGGCAACCCAAGGCCCCAACCAUCCCCAACCUAAAGUCCUAAAGUCUCAGCUCACUCUCUCAUCACAGAUUCACUCACUCUCACCUCUCUACCUCACUCACCGCAGUUCCGAACGUUCACCGCCGAACACAACGGCAGCCAACGGAGGACGUCACUCGUCACUCCCCUCGCUUGCUCCUCUGCGUCGUCUCGGCGCCGCCGGUGUCUGCUCGCCUCUGCCUUCUUCGUCUUUGUUGUCCUGGCCGCCUUGGCUCCGCCAUUCCUCGCCUGCCUCCGCCUCGUGCCUCUUCUGCCUCUGCUUCCUCCGUCGUCAUCGUGUUGGCUCCUCUGCUGGCUCUGCUCUGCUCUGCUCCUCUUCGAAGCUCUGCUCUCUCUCUCGCCGGUGGCCUGCUCUGCAACUGGGCAACACUGCAGCGGCCUCAAGUUGGAAAACCGUCCCUGAUUCUGUUUCUGACUUUCUGCUUCUGCACUGUAGUGUAGUCUAAACUUGGCAGUGUGAACAGUUUCAUCCACACUCCAGAAACUUGAAGAUGAGAUCGAAUGAGAGCCCUUUGACGGAGAUAUACAUACCAGGAGAAUGGUCGGAUGCGGUGGAGUUUAUCGUGUCAAAGUGGAGCCCUCCUCCUAUUGUUUUGAUUUGCGGUGCCAAGAAUUGUGGGAAGACAACAUUUUCCCGCCAUCUCAUGAAUGUGAUGUUGCAGAAUGGCAUGUGUUCCUACGCCAAGGUUGCUUACCUUGACACCGAUGUCGGCCAGCCUGAGUUCACUCCUCCUGGUUUUCUCUCUCUCACCAUUGUUGACAAAGUCACUUCAGAUUUGACAACUCCAUGCCUGAAAACACCGGAGAGGUGCCUUUAUUUUGGUGAUGUGUCUUCUAAAAGAGAUCCAUCAACAUACUUAAAUUAUGUAUUUUCCAUAUUUGAUUACUACCGGAGGGAGUAUUACAUGUUUGAUGAAGAAGACAAUUCUCCUGGGACUCUGGUGCCUCUUAUCGUGAACACUCCUGGCUGGGUGAAAGGCAUUGGUUAUGACAUAUUGGUGGAUAUGCUGAAACAUAUUUGCCCCACACAAGUUGUUAAGAUAGGCAUAUCCUCCACAAAUAAGAAUUUGCCUGCUGGAGAAUUCUGGUUAGAUAGGGAACAUGAUGGAACAAUUGACUUAAUCGAGAUAAAGUCAGCUCGGCAAGACUCAUUCAAUAGAUCGGUGCUUGUUCAAAAGGAUGCACAUCUCUUGCGUGAUUUACGAAUAAUGGCUUAUUUUAGACAGUGCUUCCCUGGUGAUUCAGAUAUUUCUACUAUCAAAGAACUUGCAAAUUCCUUGGCCUCUCACUGCCCUUAUGAAGUUCCCAUUGCAAGCAUAAAGAUUCGACAUCUUCAUUGUGAGGUCCGAAGCUCUGAAAUAUUCUACAGUUUGAAUGCUAGUAUUGUUGGCUUAGCAGUUGAUUCUGAAGAACCUGAAGGUUUACCUUGGUGUCUUGGUCUUGGGAUUGUGAGGGGAAUUGACACAGUCAGAGGUGUGCUCUAUGUGAUUACACCUGUGCCGCAUAGUUCUCUAGAAAGGGUCAACCUCCUCCUACAGGGUUAUAUACAAAUUCCUACCUGUUUAUUGCAAGUUUAUGGAUGCAUAUCACCUUACAUGACAGCGAAUGCUUUGACCACAAGCUAGUUAAUAGUUAUCGUCUUGAGUUGGUAAAGACGACCAUUGCAGUAACAUAGCAGUACUAGGCUUCUUGGUUACUGUAGAUGCUUCCUUUUCCAUGGAGCAAUCUCCCAGGAUAAUAAUUAUGUGUUCGAUUGAGAGUUUGUUUCCUAGGUGGAAAAAUAUAACAACUUUGGGAAUUGGGAUGCUAAUUCGUUUCUGUGAAAUAUAGUAAUAGAAAAUUGGAUUGGCUUACUAGUGUUCUGAAUUCCGUGUAGCAAUAAUUGUCUUGCAUAAAGCUUGCAAGCUAUCAUUUACUUUACCAAUGAUAAGAACCGGAAACUUUAGUAGCUAAA
Arachis duranensis is the source of this 1996-nucleotide messenger RNA. RefSeq names its product polynucleotide 5'-hydroxyl-kinase NOL9. Gene Ontology annotation, cellular component: nucleus. Gene Ontology annotation, molecular function: polynucleotide 5'-hydroxyl-kinase activity. NCBI's taxonomy places the organism in Eukaryota, Viridiplantae, Streptophyta, Magnoliopsida, Fabales, Fabaceae. The coding region runs from base 534 to 1667 and encodes 377 amino acids. The transcript has 9 exons. The record is from RefSeq and is a predicted model, not a curated record. Gene Ontology annotation, biological process: cleavage in ITS2 between 5.8S rRNA and LSU-rRNA of tricistronic rRNA transcript (SSU-rRNA, 5.8S rRNA, LSU-rRNA).